UAGCUUCGAUUACGAAAAUAUGGAUCAAAGUAACUUUGAUAACGAAAAUGAGAUAGAUUAUUCUAACACACAAUUGAAUGAAUUUGGAAACCAUAAUGACAGUAUAAAUAUGGUAGAAACAUCUUCGCAUACAGAAAUAAUCGAAAACUCACUCCAAGAAUAUCGUUUAUCUACAAAUGAUCGAAGUGAUGACUAUAAUAAUUCUGAUAGUUCCAUUCAAAGCGACCAAAAUAAUAAUUCAGAAUGGGAUGGACACGACAUCUAUGAAGAAGUCGAUUUCAGUGAAGAAACAGAUAAUGAAGAUUACGAAAGAAUUACACCAUCUUCGUUAUUAAAU
Molecule: messenger RNA, 337 nt
Organism: Racocetra persica
Lineage: Eukaryota; Fungi; Glomeromycota; Glomeromycetes; Diversisporales; Gigasporaceae
Source: the annotation of a GenBank genome assembly